Coniophora puteana RWD-64-598 SS2 is the source of this 1762-nucleotide messenger RNA. RefSeq names its product amino acid transporter. The record is from RefSeq and is a predicted model, not a curated record. NCBI's taxonomy places the organism in Eukaryota, Fungi, Basidiomycota, Agaricomycetes, Boletales, Coniophoraceae. Bases 201 to 1751 code for a protein of 516 amino acids. Gene Ontology annotation, molecular function: transmembrane transporter activity. Gene Ontology annotation, cellular component: membrane. Gene Ontology annotation, biological process: transmembrane transport. The transcript is spliced from 17 exons.
GAGAAGGAGUCUUUAGACCAGUUCAAUUGCAUCGCACCGAAUACUUGCGCAUAGGUCCCACAGAUGACGAUGCAUGGAGUCCGACAUCGCAUUCGUGUUCCGACCACGCUUCUUACUCGGAUAGCUCGGAUACUUAAUAGCUUUCACUCUCCACAGAUCCCAGUUCGUCUGCCACUACCAGCCACUGUACUUACUCGAACAUGGGCCUCCCGGAAACUGGCAGUAGCGACCAGGCAGCUACGGAGGGCUUGCAGCAACUUGGAUACAAGCAAGAGAUGACACGGUCUCGUGGCCUCGCACAUAUCUUGUUCAUGACAUUAGCUAUCAUGGCAGUUCCAUACGGGCUCGCAGCUCCGAUCGCGACUUCGCUUGUGGCAGGUGGACCAGCAGUAAUGAUUUGGGGGUGGAUCUUGGUCGCCGUUCUUACUCAGACCCUUGCCCUAUCUCUCGCAGAGAUUUGUUCGAAAUACCCGACAUCAGCGGGAGCGUACUACUGGUGCUAUCGCCUGGCAUCGCCUCAGAGGCGUCUUGUGAUAUCAUGGAUCAAUGGGUGGCUUACUAUGGUCGGUGUCUGGACCAUUGCUUUAAGUGUCACGUUCGGCACUGCACAGUUGGUGGUUGCGGGCGCAGGAAUAUACUUGCCGAACUGGGUUGCGACACCCUGGCAAACCUAUUUGAUCUUCCUCGCCGUGACAGCCGUUGCAUGCUUCUUUUGCCUCUUCCUCAACAGGCUACUACCAAGCAUUGAUAUUCUGUGCGCAAUUUGGACGGCCCUUGGAAUUAUAGUUAUCUUGAUAUGCCUAUCCUCCAAAGCCGCAGCCGGAAGGCAUUCCGCCGCGUAUGCCCUAGGACAAUAUGACGCUUCAGCAUCAGGCUGGACGCCUGGAUGGUCCUUCUUCAUCGGACUUCUGCCCGUAUCAUACACCUUCUCUGCGAUAGGGAUGGUCGCAAGCAUGGCUGAAGAAGUGCAUAACCCAUCCCAUAUCCUGCCGCAGGCGAUAACCUGGUCGAUUCCCAUUGGCGCGAUAUGGGGAAUUAUCUUUUUGCUGCCUAUCACAUUCACUUUGCCGGACGUAGCGACGCUGAUCUCAGUUUCUUCGGGGCAACCGGUUGGUGUGAUGUUCACUCUCGCAAUGGGAUCUCAAGGGGGAGGAUUCGGGCUUUGGUUUAUCAUCUUCGGCAUAGGCAUGUUCUGCGCCAUCUCCAUCUCGUGUGCAGCAUCUCGUGCAACUUGGGCCUUUGCACGGGAUAAAGCCCUCCCGCUACACACCUACUUCUCCCACGUGAACACACGACUUGACGACGUCCCUGUCAACGCGUACAUCCUGUCUACGGCCAUCCAAGUUCUACUGGGACUCAUCUACCUCGGUUCGUCGGCUGCCUUCAACGCAUUUGUGGGCGUGGCGGUCAUGUGCCUGGGCGCUUCUUACGCGAUGCCGGUGGCGAUUUCGCUGCUCAAUGGCCGGAAAGACGUUCAUGACGCGCCAUUCUCUCUGGGGAAGUGGGGAAACGUUGUCAAUGCGAUCGCCGUGCUGUGGAUAAUGUUCGCGAUCGUGUUGUUCUCAAUGCCAGCCGUGAUCCCCGUCACACAAUCAUCCAUGAAUUAUGCAUCCGUCGUGUUUGUUGGGUUUGGACUUUUUAGUGCAGUAUGGUAUAUGAUCGAUGGACGGCAUCACUAUACGGGUCCUCCUGUGCCGGAAGUCACCGAGAUGAAACAGACUCCAAGCGAAGGUGGCUCGACUGACGAAUGAAAAGAAAUCCU